Molecule: messenger RNA, 556 nt
Organism: Theobroma cacao (cacao)
Lineage: Eukaryota; Viridiplantae; Streptophyta; Magnoliopsida; Malvales; Malvaceae
Product: upstream activation factor subunit UAF30-like
Source: RefSeq, a predicted model, not a curated record
GACCAGUGACUAGGGUUUUAGGCAGGAGGUUUUUCUUUUUCUUGCAGCAACGAAAAAGAGAGAGAGAGAGAAAGAGAGAGAGAGCAAUGAUGGCAAUAUCAAGAGUACUUGGAACGGGGAGGGGACUGAUAGCAGUGGCCAAGGCAUCCUCUACUUCCUUUGCUUCCUCUUCUGCUUCAAACACAAGUGGAGCGGGCCUUAUGCGGAUGAUGCCUGUCUCUCCACAGCUGGGCGAGUUCCUCGGAGCCUCCGAAUCGUCUCGCACCGAAGCCGUCAAGAAGAUCUGGGGUUACAUCAAGCUCCACAAACUCCAGAAUCCUGCAAACAAGAGGGAGAUUCUUUGUGAUGAGAAGUUGAAGAGGAUAUUCGCUGGGAAGGACAGUGUUGGAAUGUUUGAGAUCACCAAAUUGCUCUCCCCACAUUUUGUGAAAUCCCAUUGAUAUUUGGCUUAGCCUUUUUGGCACUUUAUGAUAACGAUGAUGAUGAUGCUGACAACUUUUUUUGUUAUCCUGGUUUGUCUUAGAUGUUCUCUAUAUUCUGAUUUUGGGUUACCUUA